UUUCCAAUCAAUGUUUACCUGUGUUUUCAAUGGACUUUGAUUUAUUGUUACUUGUAUCAGACUAUCAGUUGUUUGCUUGUUUAUAAUUUAUUCAGAUUGUGCUAGUUAAAACAAAAAGAACAAAUUAAUAUGAGUUUGAUUUUUACGACCACUAGAUUUGUGGCCGUGCAAUUUUUACUUAAAUACAGAAAGCUACAUCAGAAUGUUGUGCUGCGGAAAAAUUUUCAGCAAAAAAUACCAAUGUAUGGUUUCCUGAAUAUCCCAAUGCUAAUGGGAGUCCUAUUUUGGAAGUCACAAGCACAGUCAUCAGAUCCCAAAAAAGCCGCUAUAUCUGCAACUCUGGAUCAUGCUGAUCAAUUGUUUGAAAAUGGACAUAUUGAAGAAUGCUACCAGUAUUUAAAGAAUUGCGAAUUUAAUGAUGUAGAGAUCCAGUGGAGAAUUUGCCGAGCAAUGUAUAACAUGGCAAAGGAGUCAAAAUAUGAACAAACAUAUAAAAGGCAAUUGAUAUCAGAAGCAUACCAUAUUAUAUCAUAUGUGCUGAAAGAGAAUGAGGACAACUAUGCUGUACAUAAGUGGUAUGCACUAUUGCUUGAUGCAGAAAGCACAGAAGUUGGACUCAAGGAGAGGAUAAAGCAACUAGAAAAUGUGAAGAAACAUAUGGAUAUGGCUGUUUUAUAUAAUCCAAAUGAUGCUACUACUUUAUACAUGCUGGGAGAGUGGUGUUAUCAAGUCAGCGAAAUGCCCUGGCAUCAAAGGAAAAUAGCAGAGACCUUCUUUGCAUCACCACCUUAUUCUACAUAUGAAGAAGCAUUGGAGUACUUCCUUAAGGCAGAAUCAACUCGACCCAGAUUUUACAGCUUAAACUUGCUUAGAUUAGGAAACUGCUAUUUAAAACUGAAAAAAGAAGACCAAGCUAAAUAUUACUUGAAGCUUGCAGCUAGUUACCCAGCUAAGACUAAUGAUGAUCAUCAAGCUAAUAAAGAAGCUGCAGAAUUACUGAAGCAAUUGAAAUGAUUGGUCGCAAGUUAAUUCUGUCACAAUGGUUUAUUUAAUACUUUUUACAUGGAUUAGGAUUUAUAAUAUCUUCGACUCUCAUGAAAACCGAGAAGGACAAGUCCAGUAAGAGUCCUAUACUUGGCCUUGGGAUUUGUUAUUAUUAGUAGAUACUGCCACUAAACUUUAUGUUCCCGCUUGCGAAAAAUGUUAAUAUUAUAAUCUUAUACUUUUAAACGAGCAAUUCUUGUAUAUUUAUUUAUUUAUUUAUAUAUUUAUUUACAAUGACGAUCUCGGAAACCGCUCUAACGAUUUCGCUGAAAUUUGUUA
Molecule: messenger RNA, 1323 nt
Organism: Leguminivora glycinivorella
Lineage: Eukaryota; Metazoa; Arthropoda; Insecta; Lepidoptera; Tortricidae
Product: regulator of microtubule dynamics protein 1-like
Exons: 4
Coding region: 130-1014 (294 amino acids)
Cellular component (GO): cytoplasm; mitotic spindle pole; spindle microtubule
Molecular function (GO): microtubule binding
Source: RefSeq, a predicted model, not a curated record